UCCUAGCGUCUUCUAAGGGGUGAUAUUUUCCCAUUUUUAAGGAACACCUAUGUAUAAGUGAGGAAGGUGUUAGACACUAAAUGUUUUAUUACACAACAGAAGAAGAAUCUUCUUGUUAAGUGAAGAAUCUUCUGAAUAGAGAACUUUAAGUAUGUAGAGGACCUUACACGUAGCUUAUUUUGGAAUCUUACAGAAUUUAUUUAACACGGUUUUGUUGUGUAAUAUUCAUUAGGACGAAAUAAAGCCCAUGUCGCGUGCGCAAUUCAGUGAAUGACCUGAUGGUUCUGAAUUUAACAUUCAUCACCAGAUUAAGGACUUGCAACCAGGUCAAAACUUUUAUGACGUUACAUUGUUCACUGACUGACUUAGAACGGCAACGGAAUUUUAAGGCCAAGUCGCUUCAAGAUAUCACUUUAAUGCGGCUGAAGAUGCCUCUUGUUGUGCCAGAAGACUGGCUGUGCAGUAACUCAUAUGAGCUCUGAGUGCCGCUGUUGAUCAGGGUGGCGACGCGCUGCUGGCCCCUCCUGUAAUUUUUUCAAUCACAUGUACAGGGAUCCCAAACUCACACAAGAGACGCUCACCGCUGUCAAAGCUCCUGAUACAGAAUAACACGGAUACAUUGGAUGUCUUCAGGGCUGGGUAUCAGGUCGUUGAAUCGCUCAUAUUUAAAUUCGUUUCGGAAAAUAAGCAUAUAGAUGUAUGGUUUAUGUUGAGGAAAGAAACAUGGGACUUCUUUGUUUGCUUGGCGCUGCUGGGAAUGUCGGUCGUGUGUGGAAAUGGCAACUGCGGCUUCUCCUCUUGUGUUUUUGCGCCGCAAAGGUGGCACGCGCGCAGAUCCGCUAUUCGAUCCCAGAGGAGAUGGUGAAGGGCUCGUUCGUGGGGAAUAUUGUACAAGAUCUGGGUCUGGAAGUGCAAAGAAUAAAACUGGGCCGGGCUCGAAUUUUUACGGAAAACAGUCGUGAGUAUAUCGGUCUGAAUUCUGAUAAAGGCACUCUGGUGGUGAAUGAAAGGGUUGAUAGAGAGGAGCUGUGUGCUCAGGUGUCUCCGUGCUCAUUACAUUUACAAAUAAUACUGGAAAAUCCAAUGGAGCUGCACCGCGUUAUUGUAGAAAUAGUAGAUAUUAAUGACAAUGCUCCCGUGUUUCCAAAGAAAGAAGUGCGAUUUGAAAUAAGUGAAUUAUCCGUUUCGGCUGCUCGCUUUUUGCUUGAGAGUGCGAUGGAUUCUGAUGUUGGUGUUAAUUCUCUUCAGACUUAUACCUUACAUCCGACAGAUCAUUUCGCACUAAAACUACAGUCACGCCCAGACGGCACUAAAUACGUUGAAAUGAUGCUUCAGAAGCCACUUGAUCGCGAGAAACAGGAAGAACACAAAUUAAUCCUGACCGCAUUUGAUGGGGGCAGCCCUCAGAAAUCUGGUACAGCUCAAAUAAACAUAGUUGUCCUGGAUGCAAACGACAACGCACCCGUAUUCAGCCAGACACUGUAUAAAGCCGCUCUGAUGGAGAAUUCUUCACCGGGCACUACGGUUUUGACUGUUAGCGCGUCUGAUGAAGACAAGGGAUCAAAUGGCGCAGUUACGUAUUCCUUUUCCCAUGCCGCUGACAGCAUCUCCGAAUUAUUUACCAUCGACGAAAAUACGGGAUCCGUUACUGUGACUGGACUGUUGGACUUCGAAAAUUCGAAACAGUAUGAAAUAAACGUGCAAGCGAAAGACCAAGGAGGGUUAACUGACUCCAGUAAAGUGCUGAUUGAUAUUAUAGACGUGAAUGAUAACGCUCCUGUAAUUACAAUAAUGUCCUUUUCGAACCCGAUACCCGAAGACUCGGCACCAGAGACGGUAAUAGCAAUGAUCAAUAUAAAGGAUUUAGACUCUGGAAAAAACGGACAAGUUCGAUGUUCCAUUAAGCAAGAUUUACCUUUUCGAGUCAAAUCGUCAUCUUCAAAUUUUUACACUUUGGUCACAGAUGAGGUGUUGGACCGUGAGAAGGUUUCUGGAUACAAUAUAACUAUUACAGCUAUGGAUGAGGGAUCCCCUCCACAUUCUACCAACAAGAUUCUGACUCUGAGGAUAUCAGACGUCAAUGAUAAUGCGCCCCUAUUCGAUCAACACACAUACACCGCUUAUGUUCUGGAGAAUAACGCACCAGGGACGUCCAUAUUUGCAGUGAGUGCCAAAGACAAUGAUUCCGGUAACAAUGCGCAUGUUUCAUAUUUUCUGGAGGACAACCAAAUUAAUGGGAUGACGCCCUCGCCUUACAUUUCAAUAAAUUCAGAGAGUGGCACAGUUCACGCAGUGCGUUCUUUUGAUUACGAAAAGAUAAAGGAAUUACAAAUUCGUGUGAAAGCUCAGGAUGGGGGGUCUCCGCCUCUAAGCAGCAAUGUCACUCUGAACAUCGUAAUCAAGGACCAGAACGACAACGCGCCUCAGAUUCUGUACCCAGUACAAUCUGGUGCCUCUGUGGUGGCUGAAAUCGUGCCUCGUUCAGCAGACGUUGGAUAUCUUGUUACUAAAGUGGUCGCUGUUGAUGUGGACUCUGGGCAGAAUUCAUGGCUCUCAUAUAAGCUGCUGAAAGCGACAGACAAGGCGCUGUUUGAUGUGGGGUUACAGAAUGGAGAAAUAAGAACUUUACGUCAGGUCACUGAUAAAGAUGCUACAAAACAAAAACUUACUGUUGUAGUGGAGGACAACGGGCAGCCCCCACGCUCUGCUACCGUCAAUGUGAACGUGGCAGUGGCUGACAGCUUCCCGGAAGUGCUGUCGGAAUUCACUGAUUUUACGCACGACAAGGAAUAUAGUGAAAGGCUGACUUUUUAUUUAGUUUUGGCAUUGGCUGUAAUAUCGUUUCUUUUUAUUGUGUCGAUCAUCGCCAUAAUUUCAGUAAAAUACUACAAAUGGAGACAGUCUAGAUUAUAUUUUAAAUCAAACGCAAACCUCCCAGUUAUACCGUAUUACCCACCAUUUUACGCAGACGCCGGAGGUACCGGAACUCUUCAGCAAGUGUAUAAUUACAGAACUACUGACUCUAGAAAUAGCGAUUUGAAGGAUGUCAGACCGUACAGUGAGAGCAUCAUCAGUCUGGACGCCAGUGGAAGCCAAACACUGCCGCACGUGCAGGAGAAAGGGGUCGGACAGAAUUCAGAAAACUAGCAAAAACCCCCCAACACUGACUGGCGUUUCUCCCAGAACCAGAGACCUGGAACUAGUGGUCAGCACAAGUACAACACGACGCA
This is a messenger RNA of Anguilla rostrata (American eel), 3230 nucleotides long. Its product is annotated as protocadherin gamma-A11-like. The record is from RefSeq and is a predicted model, not a curated record. Bases 700 to 3147 code for a protein of 815 amino acids. Gene Ontology annotation, biological process: homophilic cell-cell adhesion. Gene Ontology annotation, cellular component: plasma membrane. The transcript has 3 exons. NCBI's taxonomy places the organism in Eukaryota, Metazoa, Chordata, Actinopteri, Anguilliformes, Anguillidae. Gene Ontology annotation, molecular function: calcium ion binding.